AUGCCUCGAGGACUACGCUCGCUUCAUCCAGAAUUAGGUAGCUGGCGCUACCGUGAAACUGCCGAUGAUGUGUCUGCACCAGUGCGAACGUACCUGCCACUAACUUGUGCUGUUGGUCCGCUAGAACAAGUCGGAGAGCUCGGCUAUCAUCAACUUGCAGGCCUUGGUGUGACAGACGAUGAUCGAUAUAGUGCCAGACAAACGCCCCAUGUUUAUUGUGGACCUUGA
Messenger RNA from Gongylonema pulchrum, 228 nucleotides. The record is from the annotation of a GenBank genome assembly. NCBI's taxonomy places the organism in Eukaryota, Metazoa, Nematoda, Chromadorea, Rhabditida, Gongylonematidae.